Molecule: messenger RNA, 1278 nt
Organism: Telopea speciosissima
Lineage: Eukaryota; Viridiplantae; Streptophyta; Magnoliopsida; Proteales; Proteaceae
Product: dolichol kinase EVAN-like
Exons: 7
Coding region: 188-1219 (343 amino acids)
Biological process (GO): dolichyl monophosphate biosynthetic process
Cellular component (GO): endoplasmic reticulum membrane
Molecular function (GO): dolichol kinase activity
Source: RefSeq, a predicted model, not a curated record
UGACCAAAGACCAACGGCGACACCAACCCGGGCAACCACCAUUGAAUAGGCUUCGUGCGCAUAUUCUGAGUUCUUACGGUGUUCAUGAUCGCCUCAUCGCUUCCGUUCUCAAUAGUUUCUCUUCUGCUAAAUUAAUUACUGUAUAUGUCUUGAAUUUCGUUAUCGUUGGCGGUUAGAAUAGUCAGGCAUGGCAGUCUCGGCUGCAUCUCUCAUCAAUGGCGAGAGAGCAGUCGUCCUUCUCUUCAUCUCUUGCCUUCUCUGCUAUACUCCUCUCUCUCUCUUUUUCCAAGGCUUUGCCCUUUCUCUCCUUGCUUUCGCCGGUUUUUUUGUCGAGAUCUCCGCCGAGAAUUCUACCUCCGUCAGCCGCUUCAGAACCCGGCCGGGCGCUUCAUCAGGAAUACUGCUGGGAGCGGUUACACUCCCUGCCGUCAUGCAUUCACGAUUGAUACAGCUCUCUAGAGCAUUCUCUGCACAUGAUAUUAAAAUUGAAGAAGCAGCUGAUCUCAAUGUGCAAUAUUGGGCUGUUUCUUCUAGCUGCCUCGGCAUACUUGUUUUCCUGUGCUCAAUUAUAUGGCAUUCAACCAAGAAUAGUUCUUUUCCUUGGUGUAGUGUUCGAGAGGCCAAGUUUAACUUAAUUUUUGUACUCUUUUAUUCAGCAUUGUGCUCUCUGUCUCUUGCCUCAAAUUCUUAUAGCGGAUUGAAUGUAGCAGUGAAGUUGCUGUGGGUAUUUUGUCAUGGGUUGGCAGCAGUGAGAUUUAUUCAGCAUAUUCUUCAUACUUUUCCAUCAUGUGCUUCAAUUGGUGAGGCACUUUUGGUGACUUCUGGUCUUGUUUUCUAUUUUGGUGAUAUGUUCGCAUAUACUCUUGUAAAGAUGGAUGCAUAUUUAACUUCAUCAAGUUUAGCUUCUGCACGAUAUGGAAGUAGAAGAAGUGAGAUAAGUACCAUCAUUCAGGGAAUGCUAGUUGGCCUUGUCGUAUUUCCCAUGUUUUAUAAGUUUGUUCUUCGAAUUUGGGCACGCUUAACAGGCAUGGUCAACUCUGUAGCUUGUGCAAGUGAAGAAAGAACAUCCCAAGGGAUUGAGAGAUCUUUUAUUUUCUAUGCCUCUCUGGCAGUUACCUUGAUUGUGAUUGUUCCUGCAUGGAUACAAUAUGUUCAGGAUUUUCUUGUGCACCCAUUAUUAUGGUAUGUGAGUUCUUUAUAUUCAUGUUGGCAUUCUUGAUUGCUCUUGAGUGUUUUGAGUUCUUCCCGGCUCCAUGUCAUAGAAAGAAACUGUAUGUA